CCUGAUGAGUUCUUCUACCUGGAGGAGUUCGUGUUGGCUACCUUACUGGGUUCUCAUUUCAAGGGGAAGAUUGAGGCUGUCCUGCCCAUUCAUCGCUGGAAGCAAGUAUUAGUGUACCAGGUAAAGGAGAUUGUGGUAUCUGCAUCCUGUAUGCCUGCCUUGACCUCCUUGCAUCCCCAGAACACGCAGAGCCCCAAGGAAAUCUCUGUGGUUGCAGCCCUGAGUGAUGGACUAGACAAGCCCCAGGACUAAGGGAAGAGUCAGAGGGAACCUGUGCAGAGAAGAAGCUCUGGGUCUUUCCCACUAGUCCAGAAGAAGUGCCUGUUGGAAUACCUGAGAGUGGGGCUGCUGGUGUCCGAGAGGAGUCAUGCCUCGCUCCCUUCUGAGACCAACUGGCUGAACAUCAUAGUCAGGAAGUACCUGUGGGACAGUGAGAUAGCUGGAGCCCAGGCGGACCCCCUGGCUUACUGGGAGAGGAAGCGUGAAGUCUGGCCAGCCCUAGUGAGACUGGCCAUCUUCUGUCUGUCUCGCCCACCCAUGGGAGCCUUCUCUGAAAGUGUCUUUGCCUCCCUGAACAGCCCCACCAUUGCAGAACGAAACUCUCCUCUCAAAGUAGAGACCAUUGAGCACCUUCUCUUCUUAAAGACCGACUUGGAGAAUUCCCCCAGCUAUACCCCACCUCCCCUUACCUUCUCCAGCAGUGCCCUGGCUGAGGAGGAGAAGCUUGCCAAUUAG
This is a messenger RNA of Trichechus manatus latirostris (Florida manatee), 735 nucleotides long. Its product is annotated as Putative protein ZBED10P. The record is from RefSeq and is a predicted model, not a curated record. Lineage: Eukaryota; Metazoa; Chordata; Mammalia; Sirenia; Trichechidae. Gene Ontology annotation, molecular function: protein dimerization activity. Gene Ontology annotation, biological process: regulation of transcription by RNA polymerase II.